Molecule: messenger RNA, 2166 nt
Organism: Prorocentrum cordatum
Lineage: Eukaryota; Dinophyceae; Prorocentrales; Prorocentraceae
Source: the annotation of a GenBank genome assembly
AUGGGCCGCCAGGAGCCCGCGCACAGGGCCAGGGCGCUGCUCCAUUCCGAGGCCUCGGAGCGGGAGCAGGAGCUCACCGCCGUGCUGCCGUGCCGUGUGCCCCAGAGCCCAGACAACCCCGCGAGGUCGCCGCGGCACCCUACCUUCGUCGAGUGCGAGACGGUGAUCUCCGAAAUGGUGGACUCCUCAGACGCCCCGAGGAAGGCCAAGUCGGCCCAGCCCGGGGAGUUCGAGAUGCUGUCCGUGUGGAACAGGCCCGAGAAGCCCGUCACCUCGCUGAAGCGCCUGCAGACCCGCAUGCAGGUCGGCCCUGGAGGCGAGGACGAGCCCGAGCCCGACUCCCAGCUGCUGAAGAGGUGCUCGCGGCUCCGGGCGGUCCACCCCGAAUCGGCGACGCGCCUGUGCUGGGACUGCGUCGCCCUUGUCCUGGUCGUGUACGAGUGCGUGAUGAUCCCGCUGCUGCUGCUGGAGACGCCGGUGUUCAGCGGACUCGGCACGAUGAUCUGGGCCACGCGGGUGUUCUGGUCCGUCGACUUGCCGUUCAGCGCCGUGACGGGCUACCUGACGGGCGAGGGCGCCACAGAGCUGCGCGCCACCAAGGCCCUGAGGCACUACGUGUGCACCUGGUUCCCGCUCGACUUCGGGCUCGUGCUGAUGGACUGGGGCGAGCUGAUCUUCGGAGAUGCGACGGGUGCCAACGCGGCGCGCAUGGGGAAGACCAUCAAGACCGUCCGCAUGUUGCGGAUGAUGCGCCUCUGCCGCCUCGCCCGCAUGAAGACCCUCCCCGAGAUGGUCAGGACGUUCAUCGAGCGUUUCCAGUCCGAGCUGGCGCACAUCAUCGCAGGCCUCGUCAAGAUGAUCGUCAUGAUCAUCUGGUUCCACCACGUCACUGCGUGCGUCUGGCUCUACCUCGCGAUGUCGAGGUCGGAACGGAGCGACCGAAACUGGCUUGACAAGUAUGGCCUGUCCAGAGAAGGCUUCUAUUACCAGUAUUGCACAAGCUUCCACUGGUCCCUGACCCAGUUCGCAGGAUCCAUGGAGGUUACCCCCACGAACUCGACGGAGCGCUUGUUUGCCGUAUGUUCCUUGCUGGUGGCUUUUACGGUAGCUGCUUGGGUGGUGUCAACCCUGACCACCUCCAUGACGCGCCUCGAGAUCGCGGCUGGGGAGGAGGGCAAGAAGCUGACCGACCUGACCGAUUGGCUGAUUGACAACCAGAUCUCCAGCGCGCUCAUGGCGCGGGUCAGGCGCAACUUCCGCUUCGCCAUGCUGGAGGAGCGGCGGGGCCGACCCAACGUCGAGAUGCUGAGGAUGCUGUCGAAGCCGCUGCAGGCGGAGCUCAGUUUCGAGGUGCACAUGAAGACACUGGGUGUCCACCCCUUCCUGCGCACGUACGCCGUGAGCUUCGAGUCCGUCGCGCAGCAGGUCUGCUUCCGGGCGGUGGGCCUGCUGCAGGCGGUGGAGGGCGACCAGCUGUUCCUCGAGGGGCAGGCGCCGCUGGAGCCGAAGGUCUACUUCGUGACCAGCGGUGCCCUGGCCUACGCCCAGCACCGCCGACGACGGGCACGUCACGACCGAGGAGGUGCACUGCGAGGAGUGGGUCAGCGAGCCCGCGCUGUGGACGCAGUGGGUCCACCAGGGGCUCCUCGGCGCCAGGGCCGUCAGCGCGGUGCUGCAGCUGGACUGCCUGGAGUUCCAGGGCAUCGCCUCCUCGGCGGCCGGCCUCGCGACGGCCCUGGCCUACGGCAGGGAGUUCGUGCGCCAGCUCAACCGCGGCCGCCUCACAGACCUCCGGGACCUCGACAUGGACCUCGAGUCCAUGGCCCUCGACGCGAUACCGGAGAAGCUGCGGGGCAGCACGGGCCGUCGGAGGCGGAACACAACGGCCAGGAGCGUCCGGCGGGCGACGGCGUCGCUUGUCAAGAGCCGCAGCCUGUACUGACAGGAGUCGCCAGGGACUGCUACUCUUUCCCCCCCCCCUCCCCUCCCUCCAAGGCGGGGGUCAUCCAUGACCACCGCUUGGUUGGAGCAGCCUGGGGGUCUGAGGUUGCCCAGCAUUGGUCCCGGGAGGGAAAUUAUGUGGGAAGUCAUGGUAGCCUUGUUGCAACAUUUGGCCUGUCUGUUUUGUUGUUUUUCGCUGGAUUAGUGCUCUUUAGUGCUCUUUAG